GUUGGGAGACCUGAGGCUGAAAAUGACUGCCUUUGUGAGGAGUAGUUUCCAGGUUUGCAAGAUGAGAAACGCUCUGGAGAAGGCUGGUGCUGAGGGUGCACCCCGCAGCUGGACCACUGUGACUGCUCUAUUGUUUUAGUCAAACCAGUUAAGGACCAUUUGACAGGAAAGUGAGCCCAGACCAUUGUCAACAAGUUUUUCUUCUGUAAAGAACAAGCAAUUAUCACCAAGAAAACAUCAGAAUAGAAGUCAUCAGCUUGGGAAACAAAAGCAGAUCGGGAAGAUUACAGUGUACUGGGCCAUAUGGAUAGGGCCAAUCAGGCCAAACCCCAGGGAUUUAAGUGGGUGGCCUCAGAGUCACUGCCCAGCACCAGAAAGCCCUGGGGCUAUAUCUGCCGAGAGCAUCUGCACAGCUGCAUGAUCAGGUUUUGAAACAUGCAUCCUUUUGACUUCCUGACUGCACUUUGCUUGGGAAUAGUCUCAGCUACUAUAGAGCUUGAUCAAAGUUUAGAUGCACAGUGGAUCCGGUGGAAGGAGACACAUGGAAAACAAUAUGGUGUGGUUGAAGAAUGCAGAAGAGCCGUGUGGCAGAAGAAUAUGAAAAUGAUUAUGCAGCACAAUAGGGAAUACCUUCAAGGGAAACAUAGCUUCUUGAUGGCAAUGAAUGGCUUUGGUGACAUGACCAAUGAAGAAUUCAGGCACAUGAUGAUUGGUCUCAAAAUCCAGAAGAAUGAGAAUGGGACAGUGUUUAAAGUCCCUUUCCCUGCUGGUAUCUCCUUACCUAUGAAUAGGAGACAGACACCUGAUAUUAGUCUUGGUCGGUGUGCUUCUGGCUGGGCUUUUAGUGCAACUGGUGCCAUCGAAGGACAGAUAUUCCGGAAAUACGGCAAACGUGUUUCCUUGAGUGUGCAGAACCUCCUGGACUGCUCUCAGGCUGAAGGCAAUGAGGGCUGCAAUGGUGGUCUAAUGAGUAAUGCCUUCCAGUAUGUUAGGAACAACAGAGGUCUGGACACAGAAGCAUCCUAUCCAUAUGUUGCAAGAGAUGGACCCUGCAAAUACAGGCCUGAGUAUUCUGCUGCCAAUGUCACUGCCUUUCAGACAAUUCCUCGGCGGGAGGAGGCCCUCUUUGUGGCAAUGAAAAACAUGGGAUCCAUCUCUGCUGCUAUAGAUGCAAGCUUGGAUACCUUCCGCUUCUAUAAAGGAGGCAUUUAUUAUGAUCCAAAGUGCAGCAGUGAAGACCUGAAUCACGGUGUUCUGGUGGUUGGCUAUGGCUUUCAAGGAAAAGAAUCCGAUAACCAAAAAUAUUGGUUUGUCAAGAACAGCUGGGGCACUGACUGGGGCAUGGGUGGCUACAUAAAAAUGGCCAGAGACCGGAAUAACAACUGUGGAAUCGCCACCAGGGCCAGCUUUCCUAUCGUGUGAGAUGAUGGUGAUGAAGAAGGCCUUGACUGAUAACAGAAUAUCCAGGAAAUGUAUUUUAUUCUAAAGUUGAUCACAUCUUAUUUUGUGGGGUAAAACACUUGAAUCACUGGAGAUCCAAGUUGUGACGAAUUCUGUUAGUGUUUACGCUGGUGACGAAACUAAUUCUUUACUCCCUGCUCUAAUCAACAGUGUGUGAUUAAGUUGCUUAAUAACU
Prionailurus viverrinus (fishing cat) is the source of this 1636-nucleotide messenger RNA. Its product is annotated as procathepsin L-like. Gene Ontology annotation, biological process: immune response. Bases 436 to 1422 code for a protein of 328 amino acids. The transcript has 9 exons. Lineage: Eukaryota; Metazoa; Chordata; Mammalia; Carnivora; Felidae. Gene Ontology annotation, molecular function: cysteine-type endopeptidase activity. Gene Ontology annotation, cellular component: lysosome. The record is from RefSeq and is a predicted model, not a curated record.